CCUGAGCCGAAGCUGGACGCUCAACCGACUGAGCCACUCAGGCGCCCUUCUUUAUGGAAUUUGAGGUGAGGAGUGAGGGUCACACAGACAUGUGUGGGCUGAGAGCAGCUCUAGAGUGAAGGUAUGGAAUCUGUUUUUGCCCUAGUUUCCUUGGGAGCCAGAGAAACUUUAGGUUUCAAGGCUGCAGUGUUAAAGAGUCCAGAGUCCUCUUUUUGAAGUUCAGGUCCAGUUCAUUUGCUUGUGGCUUUCUGGGAGGCCCAUUUCCCUGUUCUCAUGCACAGCCUCUUAGUAAUAAUACCUGGCUCCCCACAGGACCACAGUGACUUUUGUACUGUGUGUUGAGCAGAUACUAGCUGGAGACAGAUACGGACUAGUCAGGUGCUUGGUAUGGAUCCUCAUUCUUUAUCUUAUUAGUCUUUUGGCCAUGGUCAAGAUACUUCUCCCUGAGCCUCAGUUUCCUCAUCUGUACGUUUGGGACAAUACAAGAGCACCCAUGUCAUAGGGCUGUGGUGAGGAGUAGACGCGGUAAACUGUGUCGGCCCCUCAGCCCAGUGCCUGGUGCAGAAUGAGAGCUUAACAAAUAUUUGUUGUUAGUUGUUAACUGUUUCUAGGACAGUUUCUCAGGAGACUUAAACAUACUUAAGAACAGAGUCUAAUGGGAAGAAGCCAGCAUAGAGAGUUUGGACCUAAGUGAGAGAGGGUAUUAAGGGACUGGAUUCCAGAGAGGCAAGGAUGGUAGGAGGUCAAGAGUAGACUUUAAAGGGGUGUUUUCAGCAGGAGAGGGAACCUGUGGAGGUGGUGGGAGGGUAAUAUUUUCUGAGAUCGCGUCCGAGUUAGAAUUGUCUGCUGGGAGAGACACUUACUGAAAGUGGCAUCUUGGGAGGCUGUUGUGGACAGUGGGACAUCGGGGCACAUGGAAGACUGGAUGAGCCACCCUGAGACCCUGAAAUUGCACACUAUUAACUUACAGUGACACCAGCCUAUGUGUUUCUACAGUUUUGCUUGGCUGUGCCGGGUUCGGCCGGAUGGCGAGAUGUAAAAGUAAGAUUAGUUUUAAGGGUUUGCAAGGCAGAUGCCAGGAAAGAAUAAAGAGGCUGGGAACGUGGGUGCAGGGACAUGCAUGGUGAGGCAAACUGCUGAGUCCUGCUUGGCUGCGGAAGGGGUACAGAGAAGGUGGAGGGCAGUGGUCUGUAAUACACAUGCACACACACACACACACACACACACACACACACGGUACAUAGUUCCUUUGUUAGUUCAUCCUUGCUAUUCGUAACAUUAAUUCUUCGCGUUGAUAACUGAAAUGUUAAGACCAACUGCUAAAGGGAAUUUACUACUCUUUCAAAUGGGCACAAUCCAAAUGUCGAGUUAGUUCUAGUACAUAAUUUUGAAGUUGCCCUGAUUUCGUGUGGUAUGCCAAAUCUGUAAAUGAUAGGUUGUGAUCCUUAACGUUGGGUAGAGUUUAACCACAUAACGGGACAUUUCAUUUUCAUUGACUACUUCUGAGGAACUUACCACUUAGGCUAAAUUGAGCACUUCAAAGAUAGCCGCAUAAGUAGAAUAGACUUUAUAGAUGCAUUUCAUGUGUUCGUGACUAAAUCAGCCUGUCUCUGAGGCAGAAGUCACCUGUGAUCUGAGCCUGGUGUGCCUGAACUUUGGUAGUUCACAUUUGUCCUUUCGUUUUUGUUUGAGGAGUAUAGCGAAUCGGGAAACAAUAACGUUCAUUCUUCAGUCACUGAACUUUCAAGGACCUUCUUGUUUCCAGCAGUGAGUGAGUUCAGAAGAACAAAGCAAAUGACCAGGAUGAUGACCUGUGAGGAGCUUCUCAGCCUGAUCCCGCCGUAGUGGGGUCCACACACACACCUUGGGGUUGCUCACCACUGGCCGUUGGUGGCUGGAAGAAAUAUUUAGAACUCUUUCAGUCUCUGUAUGUUUUAUAACAUGUAGUAUAUAUGGAUGGUAGUACAUGGCUGAAAUACGAAGAUAUACGUAUGUUGUGGCUAUCCUUUUUUGCUUGUAAUGUGUAUAUGAUCAAAAAAUAUUUGGUGGUUAUAUGUUGGUAUGUAUUUUUAAAUGUAUACAUUUUUGACAACCUAUGUUUGAACAUUUUGAGGAAACUUAAGAGUUUCUAUGUAUGGUAAACCAUGUUCUUAAUGAUGAAGUAGUUGUACUUAUUGCCCGCAUUUUUAGAGUAAAGUAGGACUUGUUAUAUAAAAAGACUUGUUAAGAUCUGGCUUGACAAAUUUGAGUCUCUUUCCCAAGAGAUUUGCUUCUUUAUGUUGGAGGAACUUUACCUUAUGUACCAUGUGUCCCUUGUUCUAAAGAACCAAGGGCUCCUACCAGCUGUCAAAUGUUGGAAAACGGAGCCUGGAGAAUGGUUGAAGGCCACACCCCCGGUCACCCAUCAGUCCCAUCCCAAAGGGUGACCUCUGGUGAACUAUGCUCGUGUGUGCGCGCACACACACCCCCACUGACAUCAUAAAACAACGGGAUUGGAACGCCACCCAGCAAUUUCCUGGACCCAUUCUCUUUGCUCAUUGUUUGAUGACGACGAGAAGCAUGCUCUCACUGGACCGCCCGGCGCCGUGUGUUACGCAGAAUGUCUCUGAGUGAGAACGCGGUGUUUGCCUACGAGUCUUCAGUGCACAGCACCAACGUCUUGCUCGGCCUCAACGACCAGCGGCAGAAGGACGUGCUGUGCGACGUCACCGUCCUUGUGGAGGGCCAGCGCUUCCGUGCCCACCGGUCUGUGCUGGCGGCUUGCAGCAGCUACUUCCACUCGAGAGUGGUUGGCCAGGCCAACGCCGAGCUCAGCAUUCCUCUGCCGGAAGAGGUGACAGUUAAAGGAUUUGAACCUUUAAUUCAGUUUGCCUACACUGCCAAACUGAUUCUAAGUAAGGACAAUGUGGAUGAAGUGUGCAAGUGUGUGGAAAUUUUAGGUGUUCGUGAUAUCGAGGAGUCCUGCUUUCAGUUUCUCAAAUUUAAGUUUUUGGACCCCACUGCAGACCAGCAAGAACGCCUCAGGAAAAAAUGCAUCCCCACACACUGUCAGAAAGCAGACCUUAAGUUCUCACUUUUGGACCAGAGGGAUUUAGAAAUUGACGAAGUGGAGGAAUUUUUGGAAAACAAAAAUGUCCAGACUCCGCAAUGGAAACUGCAUAGGUAUCAAAGCAACGCGAAAGUAUCAUCUCCUCUACAAGACAGUGCCAGUCAAACCUGUGAAUCCAUGUGCUUAGAAAAGGAUGCUGCUCUGGCUUUGCCAUCCUUAUGCCCCAAAUACAGAAAAUUCCAAAAAGCAUUUGGAACGGACAGAGUCCGUACCGUGGAAUCCAGUGUCAAAGACAUUCAUGCUUCGCCUGCUCAGCCAAACGAGACCUCUGAAAAUGAAUGCCUGGCAGUCCAGGACUGUGCAGAUCUGCCGGUGACUUUAAAAUGUGAAGAAAGUAAGUUAGCAAUGGAACAUGAAGAAACCAAGAAGACAGAGCCUGCUUCUCAGUGCGCAUCAGAAAGGCCAGAAGUGUCUCCUUUCCCCCACAAUUCUUCUGCAGCCCCUCACAUGCUCUAUUCGCUGUCUCUCUUACACACCUACGACCAGUAUGGUGACUUGAAUUUUGCCGGAAUGCCAAACACAGCAGUGUUAACAGAAAAGCCCUUGCCGGGUACAGAUAUUCGGGAAGAGAGAACGUUUGGUGAAAGUCAGGAUUUACAUCUGAAGUCUGACUCCGGCCCCAGGGAAGACAGCAGCCUUGCCUCCAGCGACCGGAGCAGUGUGGAGCGGGAAGUGGCGGAACACCUAGCAAAGGGCUUCUGGAGUGACAUCUGCAGCACAGACUCCCCUUGCCAAAUGCAGUUAUCACCUGCUGUGGCCAAAGAUGGUUCGGAACAGAUGUACUCGCAGAAACGGUCUGAGUGUCCCUGGUUAGGUAUCAGGAUCAGCGAGAGCCCAGAACCGGGUCAGAGGACUUUCACGACGUUAAGUUCUGUCAACUGCCCUUUCAUAAGUACUCUGAGUACCGAAGGCUGUUCUAGCAAUUUGGAAAUUGGAAACGAUGAGUAUGUUUCAGAGCCCCAGCAGGAACCUUGCCCGUAUGCUUGCGUGAUUAGCUUGGGAGAUGACUCGGAGACAGAUACUGAAGGGGACAGCGAGCCCUGUUCAGCCAGAGAACAAGAAUGUGAGGUGAAACUGCCAUUUAAUGCACAACGAAUAAUUUCACUCUCUCGAAACGAUUUUCAAUCCUUGUUGAAAAUGCACAAGCUGACGCCGGAGCAGCUCGAUUGCAUCCACGACAUUCGAAGGAGGAGUAAGAACAGGAUCGCUGCCCAGCGCUGCCGCAAGAGGAAACUUGACUGCAUACAGAAUCUGGAAUCAGAAAUCGAGAAGCUGCAAAAUGAAAAGGAGAGCUUGCUGAAAGAAAGAGACCACAUUUUGUCCACUCUGGGUGAGACGAAGCAGAACCUCACCGGACUUUGCCAGCAAGUCUGUAAAGAAGCGGCGCUGAGUCAAGAACAGAUACAGAUACUUGCCAAGUACUCCGCUUCCGAUUGCCCACUUUCGUUUUUAGUUUCUGAAAAAGGAAAAAGUACUCCUGAUGGUGAACUUGUGUUACCAUCCGUUUUGAUUUUACCUGAGGGGCCCCCGGCGGUGCUGCCUGCCGGAGAGCCGGGCCCUCGCCAUGCCAGCGCCAAGGGCUGUGCGCCCAGCCCGGAGUCCCGGCUCGCCGCUGCCCCCGAGCAGGCCGGCCCCGCGGAACCGGGGCGGCCCGGGGGCGGCAUCUCUGAUUUCUGCCAGCAGAUGACGGAUAAAUGUACCACUGAUGAGUGACCUCGCAUUCACUUCCUGCACACCAUCUCAUUCUCUGCUGCAGUUCUGACGUCUUAAGAUCAUAACACAGCCUCUGGCUCUUAGCAGUAUUGGCUCUAGGCCCCUGGGAGGGAAGUCCUCUGAAGCCAAUCCUGACUUGCCCUUGAUUUCCAUGAGAUGCAGAAACUCCAUGUCCCCCGGAUCCUGAAGAAUUUUAAAGAAUAAUUGCUAUUAGUAGUAACUCUUCCAGUAUGCAAAAUAAAUUUGACACUGAGAACUGCAGCGUAUCAGAGGUUUAACAACCUGAAGCGUCCGCAGAGUUCCUAUAAAGAAGUGGCCUGCGGAAGUUCCAGAACCUGACCGAUUGCACUACACUGGUUUAAAAGGAAAUGCCGCCCCCCCCCCCGCCGGCCCCAAGUAAUGCUGGUAGAGCUCAGCUCUGUCUUGAAGGGGGAUGUCCCCUGUCUCGGGACAUGUGUAGAGCUACAGUGUGAGAAAGACGUCGUCCUGCCUGCAUCCUGGAGCCUUGCUCUUCUCCCACUACCACCAGGGCUUGCUGGGCCUGCACUGCGGCCCCGGAGUGCAUUGGGAACACGCAGGGGACAGAGGCACGUGGGUGGUUGGGCAGAGGCUUCUGCUGCUCCUCAGUGUCGACCUCAGAAAUGCUGGCUGCGUAAACAGAGAAGUGUCAUUCUCCCUCCUUCCUUUUUUCUCUGCAGUAUCCUCCACAUCCGGGUCCAUCAUGAUCUUUCUGGUUCCUGCCAUGCUUGUCCUUCUGGAAGAAGGAGGACUUGGGACACAGUGGCAUAGAGGGGGCGUGCCGGCAGCACUGUUGUGGGCUCCCUGGACGCCCGGAGGGCUUCCCCAAAUAGAAGGCUGUCUGCCGUGCCGCCACAGGUCACCACCUGUGCAAGAACACCAGACAUCACGGGGAAAGAAAACUGCUCGCGUUUAUCGGGAGUGGCAGUUCAUUCUCCAACCUGUUUUUGAAGUCCCGCGGUUGACUUGUAAGCAGCAUUAUUGUAGAUGAAAACGUACCCGCACACAGCUGUGCAGGUUUGUAAAGUAGGAUGGAGCUCAGGCUCCUUCCGUUGUGGGUUUGACUCUGGAAACCAGACUUCAUCUUCUUCACUCCCCCAAAUCUGGUGUAGAAGGGCACAGAAAUGACUUUGACUUGGGCAUUCGUAAUCGGUCUUUGUGUUCAGUCAAUCCGUUUUAAAACAAAGCUUUUAUAGUCUCUGCACCCCAACAUUUUGCAGUGGCUCGUAGCCAUUCAGGUGUUACACGCUUGAGAGUCCAGUAAACCUGUGGACUACGAACCUUCUCAACAGUUGUGGUUUUUUUAAAUUGCAUAUAUUUACAUUUGCAGAACCUAGUUUUAAAGGGCACACAGGAGUAAUUUAUCAUGUUUGGAUUGGAAAAGUAGUUAAUUUCACCAAGAUCAAGAUACCUGAAAGAGAGGCUUAUCGAUUGCAUCCCGAGUCUAGUGAGGGGCCUGUGUAGUAACACGGGAGUCGGGCGUCCGUCCGCAGGAGGGCGUCUGUAGCAAGCACACCUUUGCCGUGACAGCAUGUGGGGACCAGCAUUCAUAUUUCAGACUAAUUUAUCCAACGUUACCCUUUUCGAGGGCGGGGCAGAUACUGCUAGUAUCUUUUCAGUGGCUUGCAGGUUAUCUCUGCUGUUGACUUAGUUGUAAGAGAAAACUAGUUGGGCUUGUUUAUUUUCUAGAGGCUUUUCUAAGAGUAACUUGUCAGGGAGAAUACUUCUAUGAUCAUGCAUCCCAUACUACAGAAGAAUUGUGUGUGUAUACCUAUAUAUAUAGAGAGAGAUAUUAUCCCCAUGUACCUAGCUCUUUGAUACUUGUAAUUUAAAAUUUUAACUCCAAAAUAUAAAAUAAUAUAAAAACUUUUCUGGUUUACAAAAUGUAAAAUCUUAUACAAACCAAUGGAAUCCUUGAUUUCCUACCUCAGUGUUGACUCAGCUGUUUGUCCUGUCGGUUUGCGUCUGUGCAGAUGUCCCGUAGCCUUUCGCUCUAAUGGCUACUGUAAAUAACUGCUCUGAACGGUCAUCUAAUGUUUUAUGAUACGACCUAGGUGUCUCCAGAACCGAAAUAUGCUUUUUAAGACACUUGGUUUAGAUUUCUCUCUACAUAUAGUUUAGCAUUAAGGGUUUAUUUUGAUGAUAUUCUGAAUAUUGGCCAAGUGUGAUAUUUUGUAAAAUACAGCAUUACUUUUAAUAGCCAGCAUGUAAUACAAGUAACCACACUACCUCAUACCUAUAUGAUUUUCAAAUUGUAAUACAGAGGGACAGAGAGAUAAACGAUUUUAUCUUUGUUGUUCAGCCAUAAGGUAGGGACAUUUUCUAUAUGUUGCAUAGCAUUACACAUUUAUGCCUAUUUUAACAUUAACUUCUAAAGAAGUUUUUUUCUAAGAAAGUUUGUUUUGAAUUUUUUUUUUGAGGCUGCCGAAGACAAAUGACAGGAUUAUGUAUAUACAGUGUAUAUCUUUUCCUUCAUGCAGAAUUUUGGAAUGGUUGUUUUCAGUUUGUAUAUGGCAUAUUUACACAAUCAUUGUUCCUUACUUUAUGAAUUGGCCUUCUCAGUGCUUGAUGGUUUUUAAAAAAACUGUUAUGUCUAACUCCAGAAAAUAACAGUACCUUAAAAUUGGUUUCCUCAUUUGAAUUCUACAGCCGUAGCAAAUAAUUUGUUAAAUUGAUACAUUCGAAACACAUAGGGUUAUAAAUUAAAUCUUGGUUCUCCAUCUGUAAAUUUUAAAACCUAACUGUAGCCUAAUGCUUAACCAUUAAAUAUAUUUGAUGCAGUAGACAAUACAGGUUGUAUGUGAACACUUCACCACAUUUAACAACCUGGGGAAAAGAUCAAACAAACAAAUGGCAAUGCUAUAAUGAAUUCUCAGGUGAACUUUUUUCCGUUUUGGAACAUCUAUUUUGAAUCUGUAAAUAUUUUAAGUGUUUUAUUAGGCAUGUAAUAAACUAUCCUUUGAAAUCUAUUAGGCAGAUUGAAAAUUUAAAGCCAUAAUGGUAAAAGAUGGCAUCCUGAUGGUAAAUAAACAGAAAAAAAUAACAUCUAUUGAUUUUUUUUGUAUCUUUCAUAAUAUAAUUUUCUAAUACAAUAAAACCACUAAAUUUAUAUAUCCAGAUCCUGUUAAGAUUAUGUUUCAUUAAAAGGCAACUUUCAUAGUAUUUAAUAAACAUUCUUUCUAAUGUGCUUAUCCAAAUAUAGCAAAACCAUAAAUGCUAGAUAUUGGUGAUAAAUUGACAGAUAAAUAAAAUUAUUUAAAAUGA
This is a messenger RNA of Suricata suricatta (meerkat), 8104 nucleotides long. It is a transcript of the gene BACH1, whose product is annotated as BTB domain and CNC homolog 1. Gene Ontology annotation, molecular function: DNA-binding transcription factor activity, RNA polymerase II-specific; protein binding; RNA polymerase II cis-regulatory region sequence-specific DNA binding. The record is from RefSeq and is a predicted model, not a curated record. Gene Ontology annotation, biological process: regulation of transcription by RNA polymerase II. The transcript has 5 exons. Lineage: Eukaryota; Metazoa; Chordata; Mammalia; Carnivora; Herpestidae. The coding region runs from base 2600 to 4822 and encodes 740 amino acids.